Messenger RNA from Archocentrus centrarchus (flier cichlid), 3294 nucleotides. It is a transcript of the gene sema4bb, whose product is annotated as sema domain, immunoglobulin domain (Ig), transmembrane domain (TM) and short cytoplasmic domain, (semaphorin) 4Bb. The record is from RefSeq and is a predicted model, not a curated record. NCBI's taxonomy places the organism in Eukaryota, Metazoa, Chordata, Actinopteri, Cichliformes, Cichlidae. Gene Ontology annotation, cellular component: plasma membrane. The transcript has 15 exons. Gene Ontology annotation, molecular function: semaphorin receptor binding; chemorepellent activity. The coding region runs from base 498 to 3011 and encodes 837 amino acids. Gene Ontology annotation, biological process: positive regulation of cell migration; axon guidance; semaphorin-plexin signaling pathway.
UUCGUGCGCACGGAGGAUGGACUUCGCUUCACGGACGCUUUAAUGGACUCAGUAAUUUACACGUUAAAGGGCACUUUACUGAGGAUUUAAGUGAUACUUCGGUCAUUUUUUUCUACAGUUGUGCCAGCGACUGAAGCUUUCAGCUGUGACCGAGUUCUUUGCGCUGCAGCUUGUGGAUGAUCCAAGAUGAUUUUAACUAAGUGGCGAUUGGUUGGAGCUUAGCACUGAUCCACCGAAGAGCACUAUGAGUAGAUGAAAUCCAGCAGCCUUUAAUCCAGAAAGGAUUCCCCUUCUCUGUGCUAAGAGGCUACAAACUGUAUGUAAGGACCAUCGGGAGUACAAGAAUCAAGUCAAGGACACGUUCUACCCCCCUCUGCCUGCAGGAAGAUGGGAGUGAGAAAAUAAAGCUCUGUGGCAUCAAGAGGAGUUUAAUGAAUUCCAAGGAAUCUUAAAACAAACCGUGCACAUCUGUGUCUCUGUUAGAAAAACAGGCAACCAUGUGGACAUUAGCUGCAACUGUCCACUGCCUUCCUGCUGCCGCACUGCUGUUGGCUAGCUUCCUCCAGUCUGUGACCACCACUGAGGAAGAUGUCACACCUCGCAUCAGUUUCCCAUACAAUGCAAAGGAAAGAUCCGCUAAGAGGUUCUCGGCAAACAGCAUUUUUAAUUACACCUCUCUGCUGCUCAGCCAGGAGGACGACAUGCUUUAUGUGGGAGCCAGGGAGGCAUUGUUUGCCCUCAGCCUCUCGGACAUCAGCAAGAUCAAGCUGCAGAAGAACCUGACAUGGGGCACUCCUGCUGGAAAAAGAGAGGAGUGCAGCUUCAAAGGGAAGAAUCUGGAGACUGAUUGCUUCAAUUACAUCAAAAUUCUUCUGCGGCUGAAUAGCACUCAUCUCUAUGUGUGUGGCACCUAUGCCUUCAGCCCUGUCUGCGCCUACAUAAACACGUCAACAUUCACACUGGAGAGAGAUGAAGUGGGCGAGGUCGUGAUGGAAGAUGGGCGCAGUCGCUGCCCCUUUAAUCCAGAGUACAAAUCAACUGCCAUCAUUGUUGAUGGUGAAUUGUAUACUGGCACUGUUAGUAACUUUCAAGGGAAUGAACCAGUCAUUUACAAGAGUUUGGGUCAGGGAACUGCUCUGAAGACAGAAAACUCCUUAAAAUGGCUGCAAGAUCCGGUCUUUGUCGGGUCGGCUUACAUCGAGGAGAGUCAGCCUAUAGGCAACUCUGUGGGUGACGACGACAAGAUUUACUUCUUCUUUAGUGAGGCGGGAAAAGAAUUUGACUUCUUUGACAGCACCAUAGUGUCAAGGAUUGCUCGCGUGUGUAAGGGUGAUAAAGGAGGUGAGCGGGUCCUGCAGAAGAAAUGGACCACCUUCCUGAAGGCUCAGCUCCUGUGUUCUCUUCCCGAUGACGGCUUCCCCUUCAACAUUAUCCAAGACAUGUUUGUCCUGAAGCCCACGGGAGACAGCUGGGAGAGCACCGUGUUCUACGGCGUCUUCACUUCUCAGUGGUAUAAAGGUGCCUCAGGCAGCUCUGCAGUCUGUGCCUUCACCAUGGACCAGGUGAAGAGAGCCUUCAGCGGGCGCUACCGAGAGGUUAACAGGGAGACACAGCAGUGGUACACCUACAACCACCCUGUACCAGAACCACGGCCUGGGGCGUGCGUGACCAACCAUGCCAGGCAAAUGGGAAUCCAGUCGUCCUUGCACAUGCCUGAUAAAGUGCUCAACUUUGUCAAGGACCAUUUCCUGAUGGACAGCGUGAUCCGCAGCACUCCACUGCUGCUCAAACGCAGCGUACGCUACACACAGAUCGCUGUGCACAAGAUCCAGGGCAUGGAGAGGGCUUAUGAUGUGCUCUUUAUUGGCACAGAUGAUGGAAAACUCCAUAAGGCCAUCAAUGCCAAUGAUAAGAUGCACAUUAUAGAGGAGAUGAUUCUGUUCGCUGAGCCUCAGCCAGUGCAAGACAUCGAGCUUGAUCCCCAAAGGGGUCUGUUGUUUGUGUCCUCCUACUCUGGUCUGGUGGAGGUUCCUGUAGCCAACUGCUCCAACUACCUGAGCUGCGGUGAGUGUGUGCUGUCCAGAGACCCUUACUGCGCCUGGACUGGACAACUGUGCCAGGAUGUCAGGAUGGCUCCACCUGACAGCCACUGGCAGCAGGACGUGGAGGAGGCUGACACAUCAGCUAUUUGCAACAGGACUCUUCCCAACCCUAGAUCUGCCAGACCAGCAGCUUCUCGUGGCUCCCAUUGCCAGCUCAUUACCAUCCCAGCCAACACAUUUAGAGUCCUUCCAUGUAAGCUGCGGUCCAACCUGGCACAGAGGAGGUGGCGUUACAGUGACAGCGCCAGCCAGUUCCUGUACGCUACCCUGGAGGGAAACCUGGUCGUUGUGGCUCAGUCUGAAAGGAUGGAGAAUUACGAGUGCUGGUCAGAAGAGGAGGGCUUCCACCAGCUGCUGGCCAACUACUGCGUGAGGGCAGAGCCACACCAGGAGAGCACCACUCUGAUUGGUCACUCACGCACACCUCACGUCACACGAGAGGAGACCAUCAUCCUGCCUGGGGAGUCUCGCUCUGAGCAGGUCCAUACAAAGACAUACUGGAACGAGCUGAUUGUGGUCUGUGCUCUGUUGGCUUUCUCCCUCGUGGUGUUCUCCUUGUUUGUCAUCUACCGGAACCGCGAUCACAUGAAGUCCAUGCUGAAGCAGGGCGAGUGCCCCAACAUGCAACAGAAGAAGCCGAGGAUAGUUGGAAAGCCCACAGAGAGUUUACCGCUCAACGGUAACACCAUCCCUGUUUCUACUUCAGAUCACAAGGGUUACCAGACGUUAAACGACAACUACAUCUGCAGCACGCCCACACACGAGUCCUCACCAGAUAACAGCAAGAGCUUCUCCGAGGCCUCCGAUAGGCGGCCGCUUAACCUCAAGGAGAGCCAUGUGGAAUACUCCCCAACCUGCCCCCGGCCCAGAGUGAGGCUAGGCUCGGAGAUCAAAGACUCUAUUGUAUGAGAGCACAGCAUUCACUAAGCGAUUACACCCUGUAUCUCCAUGAGGGAUACAGGCCACCAAGCAAAGGAGAGGAGACCCUGACAUCCUCCUAUAUCACAGCAUAUCUUUUAUUUUAGUCAUCUUAGUUCUGUGAUCAGUGCGGAGGUCAUUUUGUUUAGCCAUUUCCACUCCAAAGCCAGAGGUUGGUCCAGUUUGCUGCAUAAAGCAGAAAAAAAAACAAAGCAGCACAACACUCCAGUUUGAGCCAAGAUCAUGAACCAUGGCAGCUGCUAAGAAUAAUUAU